UGGCAAGACAAUGUUUACGACUUUCAAAAUGAAGAGUGAAUCGGAUGAAUCUGUCGGCCCUAUUAGUCCAGGCUAGUUAUUCUAUCUAUAAUUCCUAGACGAAAAACCCAUUGGCCCCUAGGGAUUAUACCAGUUCUUCUAGGAUUGAUCUUAAGUAACAUUGGAGGAGAAUUGUCCAAUGACCCAUCCACGCUAUGGCGACUGAGCCACGACGCUCUUGGUCUUGUGUCUUGACAUCUUAUGGGCAAUCACCGGAAUAGGCCAACCAACCAACCUACGAUAAAUACGUUGAGCUCCUGCCCCGUCUGAAGGAUGGCCGCACACCACGCCCCAUCCACCACCUUGUUGUGUGAGCCCACUUUGGAUGACCUGGAUAGCGACAACACGCUCAUCAGGCCGGGUUUGGAACACGAUGUGGAUGCGGUCAUCCAGCACGAUUCUCUUGACUCCAACCUCCAUCUGACGAGCCUCUUAGCCAAGAACAGUAGCUCCAAGUACGACGAGAGCGACCAAUUAUCGAUCAAGGGCGAAGAUCCGGAGCCCGAGACAUUGUCCGAAAACGAGUCCCCUUUUGAGCGCUGCCAUGUCCACCUCAAAAGCCACGUGAGCUCAGAGAGCCCAGAGCAUGUCCAAGAUUGCCAAGAUGAAUUGGAACCACAAGAGCCAAGGGAUCACUUGUCGGAGUGUCCCAGUCAGGAAUCCGCUGGUGAGGCCCAGGAUCCCCAGGAUCCCGUGUGUCAAACGGGAUGUCAAAUGCGGCCUUACUACGUCAUUCACACGGGUCAUGGCCGUCCACCCCCGCCGGACUACGAAGAGUUCGAGUGCCCGCGCCCCAAAUGCCAGUUCAUCUUUUCCACCUCGUCAGAACGAGACGAGCACGUGGCGGAGGUUCACAAGCCACCCGCUCGCGUGACGUGCGACGUGUGUCAGAAGACGUUCGCCCGCAAAUACGAGCUUCAGAUUCACGUCAAGACCAUUCAUCUCAACAUCAAGGACAACGUGUGCCCCGAAAUUGGAUGCAAUUACCGGACGGCGGAGAAAGGUAAAAUCAAGAAGCAUCUCGAGCAAAAACAUUGGGGUGUGAAGAACUUCAAAUGUAGGCAGUGCGAGUACAAAAGUACCUCCGGGUCGAGUUUGCGCAAUCAUGUCAAAGCCGUUCAUUUGAAACUCCGCGAGUUCAAAUGCGAAUAUUGCGAGUAUCGUGGCGCUCAAAAGAACCAAGUCCAACGGCACAUGGAGGCCAUCCACCUGAAUCUGCGCCAGUAUCAAUGCCCGGAAUGCGACUAUCGAGCCAACCACGAGUCCACGGUCAAGACGCACAUCAAAAACCGCCACCAAGUGGUACGUGACCAUCUCUGUCCACAUUGCGGUUACGGCACCACCAAUAAAACGCAGUUGGAGCAACAUAUCGAGAAGAAGCAUCGCAAUCCUAAACGACGAAAAACCAAGCCCAUCUACGUCUCCGGCUAUCGACUGAAAGAGCCACUACCUCCCAACCUUGUUCAAUCCCAAAUGUCGAGCUCUGCGACUUGACUCGAUGCUAUAUCCCUCUAUGUCAAAAUAUCCAUGGGUACCUCAUAUAUUGAUUGAUCUUU
Molecule: messenger RNA, 1595 nt
Organism: Tigriopus californicus
Lineage: Eukaryota; Metazoa; Arthropoda; Copepoda; Harpacticoida; Harpacticidae
Product: zinc finger autosomal protein-like
Exons: 3
Coding region: 313-1533 (406 amino acids)
Biological process (GO): regulation of transcription by RNA polymerase II
Molecular function (GO): DNA-binding transcription factor activity, RNA polymerase II-specific; RNA polymerase II transcription regulatory region sequence-specific DNA binding
Source: RefSeq, a predicted model, not a curated record